AAGAUAUCAUAGAUGUAGAAUAUUUGAGAGGUUCCAAAAGUUUAAAAGGUGUAGAAGAUUCUGAAGAUCCUAGCAGUUUUGAAGGUUCUUAUAGUUUUGGAAGCUCUAACAGUCCUGAAG
Molecule: messenger RNA, 120 nt
Organism: Funneliformis mosseae
Lineage: Eukaryota; Fungi; Glomeromycota; Glomeromycetes; Glomerales; Glomeraceae
Source: the annotation of a GenBank genome assembly